Molecule: messenger RNA, 1565 nt
Organism: Medicago truncatula (barrel medic)
Lineage: Eukaryota; Viridiplantae; Streptophyta; Magnoliopsida; Fabales; Fabaceae
Product: growth-regulating factor 4
Exons: 4
Coding region: 239-1252 (337 amino acids)
Biological process (GO): DNA-templated transcription; developmental process; regulation of DNA-templated transcription
Cellular component (GO): nucleus
Molecular function (GO): ATP binding
Source: RefSeq, a predicted model, not a curated record
GGUAGUACAAGUAUUUGACUUGAAGCAUCAUCAAUACUAACAAAGCAUCCAUCCGGACACACAAUCAACACCAAACCAAAACAAACCAAAUGGUUCCUUCCGACAAAGCUCGAUCUGAGUCUGGUCUCUGACUGAACAACAACUACAAGUGUAUGUUGUGUUAGCUAGAUAGAUAGAUAGAUACACUAUUGAUUCACUCACUCACUGAGAGUUACAGUACAAAGCAGUUAGAAAAAGUAUGAAUAGCUCUGGGGGUGGCAGUAGUAACGGAGGAGGUGUAGGGAUGAUGAUGGGUUACAGUAAAUCAUCACCAUUCACAGUGUCUCAGUGGCAGGAACUUGAACAUCAAGCUUUGAUCUUUAAAUAUAUGGUUGCUGGUCUUCCUGUUCCACCUGAUCUUGUCCAUCCUAUUCAUUCCAGCUUUCACUCUCUUUCUUCUAAUAAUUUCUUUCACCACCCUAUUCCUACCUUGAGUUACUGUUCCUUCUAUGGGAAGAAGGUGGACCCGGAGCCAGGAAGAUGUAGGAGGACUGAUGGAAAAAAGUGGAGGUGCUCGAAGGAAGCAUACCCAGACUCCAAGUACUGUGAGCGCCACAUGCACCGUGGCCGCAACCGUUCAAGAAAGCCUGUGGAAUCACAAACUAUGGCACAGUCGACAUCCACUGUGACAUCGCUGACUGUCGCUGGUGGCAGCAGCAGAGCUGGUAACUUCCAGAACAUUCCCACAACAAAUGCAUUUGGUAGUGUUCAAAAUACUACAGGUUCUGGAACCGACCGUGCCGAUUAUCAUCUUGAUACCAUUCCCUAUGGGAUUCCAAGUAAAGAAUACAGGUAUCUUCAAGGUCUUAAAUCUGAGGGUGGAGAACAUAGCUUCUUUGCAGAAGCUUCAAGAGGAGACAACAAGGGUCUCCAAAUGGAGUCGCAGCUGGAAAACACAUGGCCUUUGAUGUCAACUAGAGUUGCCUCUUUUUCUGCAUCAAAAUCAAGCUGUAAUAAUUCCAUGUUGCAGAGUGAUUAUCCCCAACAUUCAUUUUUAUCUAGUGAAUAUGGAUCUGGAGAAGCUGUGAAGGAAGAGGGCCAGCCUCUUCGACCCUUUUUCAGAGAAUGGCCUAAGAGCAGAGAGUCAUGGUCUGGUUUGGAAGAUGAGAGAUCCAACCAAACAGCAUUCUCCACAACUCAACUUUCAAUAUCCAUUCCUAUGUCAUCGUCUGAAUUCUCUGCCACAAGCUCUCAGUCACCACACGAUAACUAGAGCAGUCAUCCAGGACCUUCGAUGCAAUUUUAUGGAAGGACCAAACAAAUCUAGUUGGAUAAGUGUGAUUCAAUCGAAUCCUGUAUUCGUGUAUUUUCUUUCGUUGAAGCUGAUAUGUGUACAACUUUAUGUAACCUCAGCGGUUUGUUGUAAGAAACACGAACACCUUACUACUCAUCUUGUGGGAGGAGUGAAUGUUUGUACUUUGUAGAACUCUGGGGCAUUCUUCGUUUUGUAUUUAACGAGCGAGUAGAAACAUUUUCGAUCUGAAUUGAUAUAUGCUGAAUAAAGUUGCUGGUUUUGUUCUUGAAUA